Molecule: messenger RNA, 1363 nt
Organism: Trichoderma harzianum CBS 226.95
Lineage: Eukaryota; Fungi; Ascomycota; Sordariomycetes; Hypocreales; Hypocreaceae
Exons: 9
Coding region: 1-1278 (425 amino acids)
Biological process (GO): transmembrane transport
Cellular component (GO): membrane
Molecular function (GO): transmembrane transporter activity
Source: RefSeq, a predicted model, not a curated record
AUGAUCCAAACUAUCUCGGGGCAACAGGAGCGGCCAAGCCCGACCAGCACUACGUUUGCCGAUUGGGACAGCAUCGAUAACCCAAACAAUCCUAAAAACUUCCCCAAAUGGCAGAAAUGGAUUAUGGUCACUAUUGUGACGUGUGGCUCACUCUGUUUGGUUGCAACUGUGGGUUUAUUGCUAUUUAUCUUUGGCAUGGGCUGCGGGCCAAUGGUUGUUGCGCCCAUCUCGGAAAUAUACGGGCGACGGCCAAUAUAUCUGGUUUCAAUGGCCCUAUUUACCAUCUUUCUGAUUCCUUGUGCCACAGCGCAGAAUAUAGGCACAAUGCUUGCUGGUCGACUGCUUGGAGGGUUGAGCAGCGCAGCAUUUCAAAGCGUUGCUGGCGGAACGGUUGGAGACUUGUUCACGCGUGAUACACUGCAGUUUCCCAUGAUGAUUUAUACUGCCACGCCAUUUGCGGGCCCGGUAUUGGGACCACUUAUUGGAGGAUUCAUAAACUCAUUUACGUCGUGGCGGUGGUCGUUUUAUAUACUCAUCAUCUGGGCCGGCGUCUUGUGGUUACUUACUGUUUUCUUCAUGAGGGAAACGUACCCACCGGCUAUCAGGCGAAAGCACAGCCUGUCAACUCCUAUCAACUCCUCGGAUGAAUUAAAGGUCGCCAGCCCUGCCAAAGAGCCGUUCCAGCUACUACUGGCAAAGUCAAUGUACCGGCCGUUCCUGAUGCUAGCCUAUGAACCGAUGUGUCUCUGCUUAUGCAUCUAUACGGCUAUUUUGAUUGGAACGUUGUACCUCUUUUUCGGUGCAUUUCCCCUGGUGUUUUCGCAUGUAUAUGGCUUUAACCUAUGCAAUGGCCAAGAAUUCUUGCCCGAGUUCAGACUCCCGUCAGCAAUCCUGGGCGCGCCGCUGAUUACCAUAGGGUUGUUUUGGUUCGCAUGGACUACUGUUUCAGAGGUCCAUUGGAUAGUGCCUAUUAUAGGAAGCUCUUUUUUUGGCCUCGGAGUCUUUCUUGUAUUUCAAGGAGUGAUUACCUUCCUUGUCGACGCGUAUCCCUUAUAUGCUGCCAGUGCGUUGGCAGCGAACGCCUUUUUACGAAGCAGUUUUGCAGCUGCAUUUCCACUCUUCGGUGUACAGAUGUACGAACAUAUCGGAUACCAUUGGGCAACAUCAUUGAUUGCUUUUUUAACCGUAGCUAUGCUACCAUUCCCAUAUAUAUUUUUCCGGUUUGGCCCUCGUAUUCGGAGGAGAAGUCGAUUUGCGUCCUGGACACCAUUAAACUGAAAGUGUAAUAUUAUGGACCGCACCUAGUGCAACUAUUGAGGUAUCUGUGUUAGGAUAUAUAAAGAACAAGCGUGUUCGUUUAGUG